This is a messenger RNA of Brassica oleracea var. oleracea, 1450 nucleotides long. Its product is annotated as probable purple acid phosphatase 20. Gene Ontology annotation, molecular function: acid phosphatase activity; metal ion binding. Bases 106 to 1386 code for a protein of 426 amino acids. Lineage: Eukaryota; Viridiplantae; Streptophyta; Magnoliopsida; Brassicales; Brassicaceae. The record is from RefSeq and is a predicted model, not a curated record. The transcript is spliced from 6 exons.
UUCUAUAAAGCCCCGUGUCCCUUACAUCCUUGUUCCUGUCAAACCCAUAAGAUAUCUUUCCAUCGCUCUCUCUAUUCCUUUCUUUGUCUGUCGCCAGAAGCCAGAAUGGUGAAGGUUUGGAAUUUAGUGGCUAUAAUGCUUAUUGUUUUACUCCCAAAUGUUUCGUCGUAUGAUCGGCCGGCCACUCGGAAAAAUAUAGUGAUGCAUCCAUCCAGCAACGAUCCUGUGUCCCCGGAACAGGUGCAUAUAUCUCUGGUUGGGCCGGACAAAAUGAGAAUAUCAUGGAUAACGAAAAACUCAGUCAUGCCGACUGUUGUAUACGGCACAACCUCUGGAAAAUACGAAGGCUCGGCUAAUGGAACAUCCUCCUCGUACCACUACCUGAUGAUUUAUCGAUCGGGCCAAAUUAACGAUGUGGUUAUAGGUCCAUUAAAACCCAAUACAGUUUAUUAUUACAAAUGUGGUGGUCAAUCUUCAACCCAAGAGUUCAACUUCAAGACCCCUCCUUCUCAAUUUCCCAUCAGAUUCGCUGUGGCUGGUGACCUUGGUACAACUGAAUGGAGUAAAUCAACAUUGGACCAUGUAUCGAAAUGGGAACAUGAUGUUUUUAUCUUGCCUGGAGAUUUGUCGUAUGCUGACCUUUUGCAACCCGUGUGGGACACUUUCGGUCGCAUGGUGCAACCACUUGCGAGCAAAAGACCAUGGAUGGUCACUCAAGGCAACCACGAAGUCGAACUUAUUCCUGUCCUCCAUCGUCAAAGUUUCACCGCCUAUAACAACAGGUGGCGCAUGCCAUUUGAAGAGAGUGGCUCGAGCUCGAACUUGUACUAUUCCUUCAACGUUUUCGGAGUCCACUUUAUAAUGUUGGGGUCAUACGCUGAUUUCGAGCCUGGCUCGGAUCAGUACCAAUGGUUAGAAAAAGAUCUCAAAAGCAUUGAUCGUAAGACCACACCGUGGUUGAUGGCUGUGAUACACGCACCGUGGUACAACACAAAUGAAGCACACCAAGGAGAGAAAGAGAGUGUCGAUAUGAAACAGUCCAUGGAAACUCUUCUUUAUAAUGCUCGUGUUGAUUUGGUUUUCGCCGGUCAUGUCCAUGCUUACGAACGCUUUAACCGAGUGUACCAAGAUAAAUUCGACAAAUGUGGUCCGGUUUAUAUUAACAUUGGAGAUGGAGGAAACAAAGAAGGCCUUGCUAAAAAUUACCGAGAUCCAACUCCAGCAAUAUCAUUGUUUAGAGAAGCAAGUUUCGGGCAUGGUCAAUUGGUGGUGGUGAAUGCGUCUCAUGCACAAUGGAAAUGGCAGAGGAACGACGAUGAUGCGUCGGUAGAAAGGGAUUCGGUUUGGUUAACAAGCCUCUCGGCCGAUUCAUCUUGUCAUAUUUAAACCGGCUCCGUUCGUGUGUUUAAAAUAAAAUGUUCUUCAUCAUUGAAUAUAUGUUAGUCGUCAA